This is a messenger RNA of Coccinella septempunctata (seven-spotted ladybird), 489 nucleotides long. RefSeq lists its product as uncharacterized. The transcript has a single exon. Bases 1 to 489 code for a protein of 162 amino acids. Lineage: Eukaryota; Metazoa; Arthropoda; Insecta; Coleoptera; Coccinellidae. The record is from RefSeq and is a predicted model, not a curated record.
AUGGACAUCACAACAUGCUCCCUUCUGUAUAAGACGUACAUUCGACCGGUGUUCGAGUUCGCUGGGCCGGUUUGGUAUCCAAUCUAUCAGUACGAUGGAGACCUCCUGGAGUCGGUGCAGCGCUUUGCAACGAGAUUGCCCUAUGGAUAUCUCCGUCCUGACUAUCCAACGCGACUGAAGAUCUUCUCCUUGCCAAUUGUUGAGGAUCGUAGACUGCGUGGAGAUCUCAUCGUGACGUACCGAGCUCUUCGCGGACAUUUUGGGGUGGAUCUGUCACACAUGUUCCCACUUAACAUCAAUAACGCUCUACGUGGUCACAACUUUAAGCUCGCCAAGGAAGUUUUCAGGACAACAAGCCGCCAGAAGUUUCUGCCCAACAGAGUGUUCAGUGUUUGGAACAGCUUACCGGUUGAGGUUGUGAACGCUAGUAGUGUGAACUCUUUUAAAAAUAGAUAUGACGAUUGGUGUGCUCUGAUUUCGAGGCAGUGA